Molecule: messenger RNA, 756 nt
Organism: Gamsiella multidivaricata
Lineage: Eukaryota; Fungi; Mortierellomycota; Mortierellomycetes; Mortierellales; Mortierellaceae
Exons: 1
Coding region: 173-676 (167 amino acids)
Source: RefSeq, a predicted model, not a curated record
AGGAGGGGCGCGCGAAUCGCCACUUUGGUGACGUAGUUUUCGCGCCCAUUGUCCUGGAAUCUAUAAAAAGGUUAUCCAGAACACAUUCCUUUCACUCCAAAAAACUACCUCUCUCCUCUCCCCCCCGACAACCACUCCAUUCCUCAUACCCCCCAAAGAAAACAAGCACACCAUGCGUCUCGCCCUCUUCUCCGUCCUUUCCGUUCUGGCUCUCGGUCUGAUCCGUAGCGAAGCUACCAACGUUGUCCGUAUCGACCCUAAGUCUGGCUUAGUCUGCCUUAUCCUUCCUCCUCCCGGUAAACUCAUUGGCGACACAGAGCAAAACGGCCAUGUCCAGUGCACUGAUGGCAAGCCCAAGUUGUUGCCCUCCAAGUUCUUUGCCACCAAGAACUUCCAGGUCACCAAGGACUAUGUCCAGGCUUGGGGUUUCAUGAACGACGCCAGCGUGGGUCUCCUCAAGAAGGACGGUGGCGGACAGUACGAUGUCCACAAGGACUCUGGCGACAACAUCGCCCCCGGCUACCCUGUCUUUGUCGAACUCCUCGAGCCCGAUAGCGGACGCUGGUGCAUCCGCUUCUGCCACGAAAAGGGACCUCACUGCAACAUGGGACGUAGUAGCGAUGGAUGCGAAGGCGCUUUGGGCAUCACCAGCUGGCCAUCCCCUUCCCACCAUUAAAAGAAGCUCCACAUUUCCUCUUGCAAUAUAAAAAUAAAAACCUCACACAAUCCCUGUAGACCUACUAGGCAUAGCCGCUG